Acipenser ruthenus (sterlet) is the source of this 18197-nucleotide messenger RNA. RefSeq lists its product as uncharacterized. The transcript is spliced from 34 exons. Gene Ontology annotation, molecular function: microtubule binding; lipid binding; ATP binding. Gene Ontology annotation, biological process: microtubule-based movement. Lineage: Eukaryota; Metazoa; Chordata; Actinopteri; Acipenseriformes; Acipenseridae. The record is from RefSeq and is a predicted model, not a curated record. The coding region runs from base 241 to 15093 and encodes 4950 amino acids.
UCUCUGAUCGUCGGUUGCCGCCCCCGCCCUCUCUGAGCCCUCCUCCCCUCCGGGCUUGACUCCCUUCCCUGCAGGAAGUGAGAGCGGUCUGUCCCGCUGACACUCGCCGAGCGAGGAACCCAGAGAAGGAACAAAAAUGACUUGAGCCGGGGCAGCUAUCUGAGCGCCUAAACAUCGAAACCACCUAACGCACUUGAAUGAUUGCAACAGCAAACGCGCAGUACCCGUUUCCCUGGCAACAUGGCCAAUGUGAAAGUUGCCGUUCGAGUUCGACCGCUGAGCAAAAGGGAGAGUGCGGAGGGGGGCAGGAUCGCUGUGCAGGUGGACGAGAAGGUGGUGAGAAUCACAAACAUCAAGCUGGAUGGGAAGCUUGAUGGUCCAGGAGACUCCAGGGAGAAGCUGAUGGGCUUUGGGUUUGAUUACUGCUACUGGUCGGUUGAUCCCAAUGACCCGAACUACUCAUCCCAGGAAGAGGUGUUUCAGGACCUUGGCACUUCAGUGCUGUCUGGUGCUGUGAAGGGCUACAAUGUGUGUCUGUUUGCAUACGGGCAGACGGGCUCGGGGAAGACCUACACCAUGAUGGGAACACCGGUGUCUUUAGGGUUAACCCCCAGGAUAUGUGAGGCUCUGUUUUCCAGGGUUGAUGAUUAUCCAGAAGGACAAAAUUCCUGCAGAGUGGAAGUCAGCUUUCUUGAGAUCUACAACGAGCGUGUGCGGGACCUGCUCCAGCGCCCUGACAAGAAGAAACCCUUCACGCUUCGGGUUCGGGAGCACCCUGAGAAGGGCCCCUACGUUCAGGGCCUGUCCCAACAUGUAGUUUCAGACUACAAGCAAGUGGUGGAUCUGCUGGACGAGGGAAUAGCAAACAGAAUAACUGCUGCCACCCAUGUCCAUGAUGCCAGCAGCCGCUCCCACGCCAUAUUCACUAUCCAGUACACUCAGGCCAUACUGGAGAACAACCUGCCCUCUGAAAUCGUCAGUAAAAUUAACCUGGUGGACUUGGCAGGGAGUGAGAGGGCGGAUCCUAACUACUGCCGGGAUCGUAUCACAGAGGGCGCCAACAUCAACAAGUCCCUGGUCACCCUGGGCAUCGUCAUCUCCACUCUAGCCCAGAACUGUCAGAUGUUCAGCAGCUGCCAGAGCAUCAGCAGCAUGGGCAGCGAGGGGGAGGGCAGCAGCGCGGGCAGCCAGUCCAGCUCCCAGUCAGGCAGUGGGCGCAGGCACUGCUACAUCCCCUACAGAGACUCCGCUCUCACCUGGCUGCUCAAGGAGAGCCUCGGAGGCAACUCUCACACCGUCAUGGUGGCCACGAUCUCCCCGUCCAGCAGCAGUUACAAUGAUACCCUCAGUACCCUUCGCUAUGCAUCACACGCCCGCAGCAUCGUCAACAAGCCCCAGGUCAACGAGGACGCCAGUGUGAAGCUGAUCAGAGAACUGCGUGAAGAAAUCGACAGGCUGAAGACAAUGCUAAUGAGCUUUGAACUGCGGAACUCCAGCCCCUCCCUGAGUGAGGACAGAGAUGGGAACCUGGCAGAAAUUGUGCUGCAGAACGAGCUCACGGUCGAGCAGCUUACCAAAGACUGGAGUGAUAAAUGGAAGGACAAGCAGGAGCUGAUGGAGGAGUACAGGGUGGACAUCAACAGGGAGAAGGCCGGGGUGCUCAUCGACUCCCACCUGCCUCACCUGAUAGCCGUGGACGGAGACGUCUUGAGCACUGGCAUUGUCUUCUAUAACCUCAGGGAAGGAACAACCAGAAUUGGUAGGAGUGACGGACAGGACGAGUCUGAUAUCAUCCUGCAGGGUCCCGGGGUGGAGAGAGUCUGUUGUGAGAUUGUGAAUGAGCGCGGGGUCGUGACCCUGAGGCCUGGCCAGGGGGGGCUGAGCAGCGUCAACGGACGAGAGAUCACUGAGCCCUGCCGCCUGGCACAAGGGGCAGUGAUUGUGCUGGGCAGGACCCACACGUUCCGGUUUAAUCACCCCGCCGAGGCUGCAGUUCUCAGGCAGAGGAGACGAGUCACACCCCUUCUCCCUCCAGCCUGCCCUGUCCCGGGACGGAAGUCCAGCGAGGGCCUCUUGCUCAGCAGUGGAUUUUGUGGUUGGCUGGAUUUGGAGGGAGAGUCUAGCCCAUCCCCUCGGUACAACCUGUCUCCAUCCCUGUCAGCCAGGCAGGAGCCCCGGGGGGUACCAGAGGAGGAGAAGCAGCUCGGAGAAACGGGCAGGGGUCUGAGUGAGGGGAGCUGGGAGCGUGCAGAGGCCCAUGCCGGGGCUGAGCCCCCCGAGACCCGCCCCAGCUGGCGCCUGGUGGAGCAGCAGCGCUACGUGGAGGGCCUGAGGGAGCAGAUCCUGGCAGCGCAGCUCCGUGCAGAGCAGGAGCUGGAGAGGGAGCAGGCACGCAUCAACCAACAGCUUCGAGACAACCAGCAGUGGCUGCUGCAGGAGAAGCAGCGCCUGGCAUCUCUGGCGCAGAAGGAGAGGAGGGACCUGGCGGUGCAGACAGACCCGGCCUCGAGCUCUGAGUCGGGGGUGCAGGUCUUGAUGGAGGCUGCCGGCUGCGGGCCCUCUCUGGAGGACAGGAAGAGGCUGGUUCAGCAGGAGCUGCUCCGGAGCCACGCGCUGAGGAGAGCUGAGAGGAGGAUCCGCCGCAAGAGAGUGUGCUUCCAGCUGGAGAGGAUCGGCAGGAAGCAGCAGCUCCUCGAGGCCAAGAGGGAACUGCAGCAGCUGGAGGACAGGGACAGGGACAGCCUCAGAGAGCAGCAGAUCCCCGCUUGGGCAAGGGGCCGGCGCAGAGGCAGCUCCCCCUCCCCCAGCAGGAGACACUCCUUCUCAGCCGACCUGCUCUCCCGGCUUUACCCCCAGCAUAUACCUAUCUACAGUCAUUUCCUGAAGCAGAAAAAAUCACCUGAAGCAUCUGCCUGGUCCAGCCACUGGUGCACCCGGAUCCCUCGGAAAUGUCUAUCAGAGGAAUGUCUUCCAGCAGCAGGGGUUAGAAAGAGGACAAGAGUUUCUAUAGGAGAUUGUCGCCAUUCAAGACACAAAACAGGCUCAGUGGAGAACCUGAAGGGGCCUGACUUUCACACGUGGCCUAACAAAGACCAACCCAGAAUAUGCACCACCACCGCCGCAAUUACACACAGAAUACACGAAUCCCAGCAGCCAAGUUCUAGUGCUUCAGAUCACUCCAAGAACAAAGACAGGACUGCAUCCAAGAGCAGAAGAUCAAAACCUCUGGGAAAAUCAUCAAGUGAACCAAAGGGCUCUGCAAAAAGCAAUAGAUGUUUAAAACGAAUAAAAAUGCUGAUUUCUCAAUCCGUUAGCCCGGGAAUUAAAACCGUCCUAGCUGGGAUGUUUAGAAAACCCCCUUCAGGUCAGGCAGGGAGAGCAACUAAAAGUUCAAAUAAGGCAGCCACCAGAUUGUCCUGCAGCCUGGAAAGGAGUGCGGUGAAGGAGCGUCCCAUCAAAAUGGCUUCGUCCUUUGAGGAUCUGGACCAGCUUGGCAAGUCCACAGCCGGCUGCAGCCAGGAGAGAAGGUGGCACAGCGCAGAAGUCCUGAGCGAUGGGAUCAAGCAGACAGCUGGUAGGCUGCUGGACGGCUGGGAGGAAGAUAGAGAGGACUGUGAAUCCUCAGACUCUGACAAUCUGUCCUCGCUGGAUUCCCUGUCCUCGGCCUACACCAAAGCCUUGACUGAACAGCUAAUGCAGGAGGAGACAGCUGAGCCUGAGCUGAGUGAUGGAGCGAGAGAUGACAGCCAGAUGUCUCAGGACUCCCUGGCAGGGACUGGGAGUGGAAAGAAGCUUAUACAUUCACCCAAGGUGGCAGCACAAAGCUUGCAGGGAUUAAGGCUGUUUCAUAACCCCAGUUCACCUGGAAACUGGCUUGACAAGUGGGGAAGGAGCGUCUCUUUAGAUAGCUUGGCUAAUGGUGAGGAGGAAGAAAUGGAAGACCACUCACCCCAGGGCUCUGGAGCUUCAGAUGAGAUUCCGGCUGAGAUUUACUGGAAGCUCCAGAGCCCUAGAACACAAGAUGUGCACAGCACAGUGCUGCAUAAACAACACAUGGGGAGUGAAGAGAAGAGAAAGGAAAUGGGGACAUUGGCGAGCCCUCCUGUAAUGGAUGAUAGUCCUCAUUUGGGAGAUCCUUUUUCCUCUGUUCAGACACACUCCAGAGAAAGAGCAGUUUCCCUGUCUCUCACUGAAGCAUGGUCCUCUUGUGAGUCAUCUGAGAGUCCCCGGAUGCUCAAAGACUCGCUGAAUAAAAGCCAAGGGCUUUAUACAAAACAGACUCUCUUCAAAACCCCCAGUAAGGUUGACGGAUCAAAACAGUUAGCAGACAACCCAGAUCUGUCAGCUACAGGGAAAGGACUAGAAAGUUUAAGAAGUGAAACAAACUCAUACAUCAGUAACUUAAACCAGCAGUUGAGCCAAGGUGAAAAGAACUACUGGAUUUUAAAUGGCACAUGUGUUGAAAACAAGGCUCACCAUGGACAGCCCAUCGCAGCUAUCAGUGCUGCUAAAUCCAGCACACUCGGUUCAGAUGCUGGGAGGACUGAGAGUUGUUUGGCUGUCACGUUAUCAUGUAGCUUGAGAAGCGAGGCAGAGGUGGAAAGCCAGGCUCCUAUAUCACAUGGGAUUAGGUCUCCUGGUUCAACAGUUUUCAACCAUCUUGAUGGAAGAAAGCAGGACAUAAACAGCCCAUCACCAACCAGUAGGAGUAAAAGCCUCCCAGUCACUUUUGUGCCAGACUUGGUUGAGCAUCCCCAGACUACACCAGACAAUCAUCCAGCUAUCUCUGGUAGCAAGGUUACAGACUCAGAGAAUAGCAACCAUUUCUUGCUGGGUUAUCCUGAAGAGAGCCUUUCUGUAGUGGAAGGGACCCACAUUCAUGCAGAGCAGAACAAAAGUGUAUCCAGUGGAGAAGUCUGCAUUAAUGAACAGGAGGAGGGUAUAAUCAGAGACAGCAACUUAUCCAGUGCCUCUGUAACUGCUGCACAAAUUCAAGAGCUAACAGAGUUAAUGUUGGUGCCAGUUAACACCCAACACUCAUUAGACAAAGGUGUGAAAAAAGAUGGGGUUGAUACGUCUCCAUCCUUCUCAGAACAGGAGACUAAGAGCGGCCGUGCUAUUGGAGACUUAAAGCACAGCGUGAAGGCCGAGGCUACCUGCAUUUCAGGCAGUACCUGUCCCAGUGCCGGACCCAAUCUGCAGGUUCUGUCAGUCCAAUUUAGGAAAGAUCGUGGUUACACCUCUUCAGAAGCACUGUCGGAAGACCACCCCACUAUGAGGAGCAUGCUGAUUCCAAACAAGGAGAGUUCUGCAGGAACUUUACUGAACAAAAACAGGAAUCACAGCUUACAAGCUGCUGUUUUUGAAACUUCCCCUGCAGAUCCAGCCAUGGUCCCAGACCUUGGAAUCACCAACGAGAAAAAGGAGUUUAGUUUAGCUGGGGGAGAUACUGAGGAGCUGAUUUUGAAUCCCUCGGCUGAGAACGAGAACAACGGCUUUCCAAAUUUAGAACCAAACUGUGGUACAACAAUGCAAACAGAUUUCCUGCAAGAACAGCAAAUAGCCAGGCCCAACACAGGCCAACCCACUGAAGAAUUCAGCAGUACCAGCAUUAGAGCUGAGGUUUCAGACAUGACAAACACUCCAGAGAGGACAACUUGGGAAGAAAAGGGUUUAAAGAGUGUGCAAGUGAACUCUUCUAUUGAGGAAAACAGAGAUCUGAAGCAACAGACUGACAGAGAAAGUGCCACUACAGUCAAGGAUGUGGAUACUCCCAAGACUAAGGAUGGGGAUUUGAUUUGUCAGACACUUUUAGAAGGUGCUGAGGUGGAAGAAAACCAAGGCAAAUCCAGCAUGAAUAAAUCCUCAUUGCUUUCCAGGCAUGAGUUUAGGCUUCCAGGAGGAGUGGGAGUGGGAGUGGGGCAGAGGAAAGACAGCGUAGCCACAGAGCUUCAAAAUGAUAUCAAACUUCUAAUGGACAGAACACAGCUUGAAUGCAGUUCAGUCCAAGUGUCGGAUCAGAGAACCACUGUACGUAGCACCAAUCCACGUUUGGAUGCUGACCCAGAGCCAUUACAGAAAGAGAAAGAAAGAGGAAUAGAAAUAGGGGAAGGCAGUUUGGGAACUGGCAUGACUGAUGAAGGCUUCAAUGAGGGGUCAAGUGACAAUGUCAGUGUGGAGGUCUGCAAGCUUUCUGGGGAAACCAUUCAAGUUGACCCCAGUGUACUGAAAGAUACUAUCAAAAAGCAAAUCCAGCCAUCUGAAUUUAGAAAAGACAUAUGCGCUGUAAAGAUAAAGAAUGUCCAUUUAACAGCACCAACAUGUAAAAGCCACGUUUCUGAUUUAGCUAUUAAGGAAAGCAGGGAGGAAGAGAAGAGUGGUGAUGAGACAGAGCUUGGGCAAGCAGGAGAGAGAAUAAACAUUGCUGAGGGAGUGAGACUGGAGGACACAGAGAAUGUGAGACCUAGAGGGGGAGUGGAGAGAAACCAGCAAGCAGUUCGAAGAGAGGGGAAAGAAGGGAAGAAAGCAGAUAGCUGGUCUAUGGUUCAGAGAAUCUCAACGGGGGAAAGUGCACAGUGUAGCUCUGCAGUGAGAGAGAAUGAUGUGCCAGACUGUGGUAAUAAUGAGGACAGGGAAAGUGAGGUUCAAAAGGUUGCAAAUGAAGCAAAUAUCCAUAGAGAUAGUGGUGUCUUUGAUGUAGAGGAAAGGCAUAGCACCAUUAGAGAAGGGGGAAAAGCAGCAGUCAUUCCAAAUCAAACAGAGAAUGAAGUAGCUGAUGCCCUCGGCAACAGUAAAGUCAGAAAGCAUCAUCAUUCUGCUAGGUACAGUCCCAUACCUUCAGGAGAAUCUAAAUUAGACCACACUGGGUUGCUGCAUACAAACCAAGAGGACAGAAAAGCAGCAGAUGUACAUGAAAUAAAUGAGAGGAAUCCUAAACAGCAUGCUGAUGUUGAAGCAGGAACAUUGAAUUCCACUGACACAAAUCAAGCGGUCUUACAAUUCAUGCACAAAGGUAACAUGAGCCCACAGAGAGACAGCAGACCUACACUGGCCACAAGAACUGAUAAACCACACCACGUGACUAGAUCUGAUAUUCCAAAAGGUUUACAAGGCUGGCCCAUUGAGGUCUGCACUGAAGGAACAAAUGGCCUACUGAAAAUAAAAGUGGAAGGAACACAAAGCAGUAUCGGAGAAGGGCACUGCGGGAAGUGUGUCUCCGAAUCCAUGAUGAAAUCCAGGACUCCUGGAGGUAGUUUCAACGGGCAAGCUUGCAAUGACAGUGCAGAGGCUUCUCAUUUGGUCCUGGAUGUCUCCUCCACAACUGGUGCCAAAGAAAGGUACACCUUUAGCAUACUCAAAGCAACAAACAGCGCAACUCCCAGAGACAAGAAUGCUGAAAGCAGAACCAGUACUGAAAGGGAUGGGGCAGAAGAGGACUCCAGUGCAUCCCUUAUUGCAGCAGAUGAUGUUCCCUUGACAUCUGGCCAUAUGGAAAACCAUGAUGUUGGCCUGAUGUCAUCAACGAAUUGGCUUGAAAACACUGGAGGUGACAGCUUAGAAUUUCCAGAAACUCAUUCCAAGGGUAAUACAACUGAAGAGCUUUUAAUUAGUAAACAUCUUACAGAAAAACCUGCAAGGCCAGGAUCUAACACUCUCAUCGGUUCACCACAGCUUCCGCCCCCAAACUUCAGUGCAGCUUCAGAAGGGCUGUGCUUUCUGUUGAAUCCUGAGCAACUGCAUACUUGCAAACCAGCAGUUCUGAAAGACAGCUAUGUCAGAAUUGACAUGGCAAACUUUUGCCUUGAUUCUAAAAAACAGUCCCGCUUUCCACUCUGCUCCCAGAAUCACGAGAGAGUGAGAGAGACAGGGGGAAAUAAGGAAGGAUAUUUUGCCCAGACUAAAGCUCAAAAAAUCUACCCUGGUACAAGCCAGUGCAACACGAGGGAGAGUAGUAUGGAAAGACUAAAGUAUGCACAGAUUGGAGAUACUGGCCACUCUGCUGUGUAUGAGGAAGAAUCUGAAGAAAUAGAAGCAGUUGUCCCAGGAGAAGUGGAGGGUUCUGCCAUUCAGAUUUCGGAUAAUAUGACUUCAGGAAUGAUAGGCACAAAACAAUGCCAUUACAGCACCCACAUUCCUAGAAUAGCAGAAGAUGGUGCUGAUUUAGUGGCGGGGACAAAUGAUAGCCACGAGAGAGCAGGGGCAAGCGAUAAAACUAGUUUGAAAAUGGAGAGAACAAAAAUGAUAAUGUAUGACCAUUUAUGUAGCAAAAACACUGAGGCUGCUUCAACUGACACUGAACAUAUUUCACUAGACAGUGAAUGCAAUAAACCAUUAUCUACGGAGGAGAGAAGUAUGGCGACACAGGAUGCUGGUGCCAAGGGGUUUCCACAAUGGAGUAAAAAUCAGCAUGGAAAUAAAAGGUCCUCAUUGGAGGGCAGUCUGUAUCCUUCUUCUCAUGCAGUAGGGAGUGAAGCAUUCAAUUACAGAGACCGAAGAAAUCAGGAAGACGUCACAGAGCCAGAACCAGAGGAGAACUACUUGGAAAACAUUUCCAGACCAUCCAAAGAGGAAUACUCCCCUCCAGAAAGGGGGCUUAAGGAGAGUGUAAAAAUGAAAGCUACUUCACAGCAAGACUCCCAAACUACAACCCCAGGGGUCUACAAAAUACAGAUGGACCCUGGUGCCCAAGAUUAUUUUGACAUAAGGAUGUCUAACUGGACCGUUCAGCAUGGUCAGCCAGUCCAGUAUGUACCUGAAAGAUCAACCCAUUUCAACAAAAUGAACCAAAUCCAAAGUUCAGUUUUACAGACUUCACAUUUCAGCGUGCAUGAAGUUAGAUCCGAUACGGAGAUGGGCAGAGGAAUUGAAUCCAGUGAUCAAAGUUUGGCAUUUGGAACUCCGUCUGAGAAAGACCCUCCUGUCAGUUUAAACCGGGAAGGUGCAUUUGCAAUCCAGACUGUCUCUGAUGUGGUAUUAACACACAGGCCAUUGGAGGCUGGGUCUGACAAAGCCUACCAGCAAAGACAUGAACAAUUAGAACAGCUUCAUGAGACCGCAGCACUGCUUAAAGAUUCUACAGAUGUAGCACUUUCUGGCAGUGAAACCGACCAGAACAAAGCACCAGAAUCUCUCAUUUCACUUGCUGGAAGGUUGAAAAAGGGGUCUAAGACAUCCCUGGCUGUCAGUGCAGCCAUUGCUGAGGAGGGAGACAAUGAGAACACUGCUUCUAGUCAUUCAGGUGUCCAGUCUACUGCACUAAAAGGAGGGGUGUGCAAAUGUGAGGGUCAAAAAGAGGGAAAAGAGGAACUGGCAAGCAGAGAUAAAGUUCUGAUAGUCAACCCCAAAGAGUGCCAGGAAUAUACAACAGUAUAUAUUACUCCUCAAACCCCCAACAAUAACCACAAUGAUCAACCCAAUGCUGCGUUUUUAAAAUCAACACCACUCAACGUAGCAGUUCAUGACAGACCAGCGAGUAAAGCUGCCCAACCUGAAAACAAUCCGUUAAAGUCCACCACACACCUCAGAGGCACUCCUCUGUAUUUCACUGAAAAGCCAAGUUUGUCCCUACUUGAAUGUUUGCAAGGCCAGGAUAAACACAUUGUUCAAAGGACUUGCUCAGAAGAGCAGCACAAUCCCACAUUAACAGACAAGUCUGCUGGGAGUAAGCAUGAAGAAGGACCAGUUAAUAUAUCAACUGCUCUGAACUCAUCCGAAGGAAUUGGAAAAAAACAAAUCAGCUGCGGAACACCUGGAGUUGAAUCCCGAGAGCAAGGUGUUCUGAAUCUGUCCUCCUCCAAGGAGCAGAGACAAACUGAUCUUCCAGCCGCAGUAUUAACAGAAAUAGCUGUGACUCAGGAUUACAGGAGGGGCAACGUUUCAAUCGCCUCCACAAGCGCAGUGGGGUUCAUAAAGCUUCUAAUGGCCGAAGAGAACAGUGCUAAAGAUGUUGAGGCCGCCAGUGUUGAUAUUCAGGUAAUACAAAGAUCCGCUGGCAUUGAAUUCAAUAGUAACCAUGUCCCUGUGUUUUCUACAACGCUUUCCCCACAAGCAUUAGGGGAGAUGCAUGUGCAACAAAAGAUAACUGAGAAACAAGCCACGCAGAGACAUCGAGAAUUGGAAGCUGAUGGGAACAUUACAGUUCCGUACACACACAUCCAAUACCCUACUCUGUGUGGGGCGACGGUUGGAAGCCAUGGAGUGGCCACAACCUCAGCCCCAUCUUCCGUUCACAGAAGCAACUCACUGGAAGACCUCGAGUGCACUGUUAGUGACCCCGCAAAGGAAGACUCUUCCAGUACAGAUGACAGGGGAGCCUUUUGGGAUAAUGGAGACAGAGCAAAUGUGGACAAGAACCAGAAGAAAAAACAAAAACUUAGAAGAGGAAAACAACAACCACCUUCUUCAGAAAGUUAUAAUUCUUCCAGCUCCACUUCACAAGACACAACACAUAGCUCAUCUCAGGAACAAAGUGGCGAGCAUCUCAGGAGAUCUCCAGACAGACCCUCAGCAUCCUCACCCAGGUAUAGAGGGAACAGGCACAGUGAACACUCCAGGUUAGAAAACAGCAAUGAAGAGCACAGGGCAUAUUCACAGAAGCACAGGUUAUCAGCCCUAUUAAUGGCUGGGUUGCCUUCUGAUGCUGAACAUGGUGUUGAAUCCACUGCUAACUUCCAUCAAGGCUUCAGAGGGAUGCAUGCUCAGUCUAAUGGGGAAUUUCAUUUGAGCAAAUCUCCAAAGCCCCCAGAUGAUGAUACACAUUAUCUACAGCCUGGUGCCCUAAAGGAUGCCAAAACCAAUCUUAAAUCACCAAGCCCUCAAGGAAAACUUUUCAAGAAGAAUACAAAGACAUCAUGCAACGAAGACCCAGAGUGCACAAGUUCAGGGCCUCUGACAACACGUCUCAGUGGUGCACAGGUCAUGACCCAUCACAGUACUGAAGAAGGAGCUCAAGUUCCUUUUCUCAGUCACCACAGGAGACACUCUAGACAGUCUUCCAGGAAAGAGCGAUGCCACCCUCAAGAAGGAACCUCAGGCAUGCAUGAUGAGAAAGAGAUGAUGCACUUUGGUUCCAGUGACAUCAACCCCUAUGUCCACCCAUGGCGACAGGAAGAGACCAGCAGAGUUGGCUGGAAGCAUCACGCGUUUGGAAGUGCUAGUGACAUCUCCUGCCAGCCACCUCUCCAAGAUGGCAGCAACCAGAGAGUAACGAGAUGCUCCAGUGUGGAUAACGGCUUGAACGUUCAGAACUCGCCCUUACAUUCCCACUUGAGCUCUUAUGCCAAUGCACGAGCGAUUUCCAGCACUUUAAGCAGUGUGGAGGACUUCCAGGGACAAGAUUCGUUUGAUACAGAGUAUAAUUCCCACCAGCAUAACCACCCUAGACCCAGAGAUGCACUGAAUUUAGAGAGCAGGGUGUCUUCCUACCAGAUUCCCCCAGGAGCUCAUGGCAACAGCAGUGUUCAAGUGGAUGAAAUAAUGCUACUGUACCCUUCUGAACCAAAGUCAACAGUAAAGUCGUUAUCUGAAGUUACCCUAACUGUGACCUGUGACCAGGGCACCCAGACAUCAGCUGAGGCGAGACAAAGAAAGGCAAACCGGCACAGAAGCAGCAGUACACAGGUUCCUGUUUCCAGAAAAGAAGUUGAGGAAAAUGUGGCUCAACGACCUACAUCAUGGGCAAGCUUGCAGAACAUGUCCAUCCAUCUCUCCCAGCUGCUUCACAACACCUCAGAUCUUCUGGGCAACCUCCACAGCCUGGGAGCUGGGGAUCCCCAGCUGCAGCCCAUCGGACCAUUCCAGUCUAAUACACCGGAUUCCUUACAUAACUACAUACCUUCGAACGGAAGGAGAACGAUGGACAGCUGCGCUCAGACAUCUGUGGAUGUUGGAAUUCAGACAGAUCAUUUGUACCAGGCAGUCAGGGUGAUCAAACAACACCUGCCAGUCGAGGACACAAAGAGACCACAAGAAGUCAAUGUAAUAGUCAAAGUGGUUGGUUCUGAUAUUCUAAACAUAUCUCAGGAGAAUAAGGACAUCACAUUAACCUUACUGGAGAGGAAGAAAAAGGCAACUGUUAAGAUGCAAAGCAUGCCUGACCUCAGGAUUGGCAAUGCAAGUGUUUUGCAGACAUCUCUUGAAUCCCACCAUUCUGCAGAUGCUUCCCCUGUUUGUGUUCGAGCUUCAACACCAUCUCUGGAUCAGAAUAGCGCCCCCAUCAUCCUUGGACUUUCUUCUGUUGGGUCUCCUUCCAGCCUCCCUGGGCAAAGCAUUUCCCCAAGUAACCUGGUUCGGGGCUGUUCCAUUAGCAGUCCACAGCUCUCUAGACUGGAAAACCAGGUGUUCCAGGAGGGAGACACUGAUAGGGAUUGCAGUCUGUCCAGCAAAGCCAAAGCUCAUUCUAAACAAGUUCAAAUGGUGGAUCGUGCUACGUCCCCCAUUUUGACGCUGGAGGCUGGAAUAAGUAGUCCUGUUGCCAGAAGCAAGUCCACCCAGUGCCUCACAGAUGGGGAGAACCCAGAACUCCAAGAAGACUCCCUAGAUGGACAAAGAAAAUAUCAAUCUACAUUUAGGUAUGGCAUCCAGGAGCCAAGAGACAGUCACCGUGAGCUGACAGAGUCAGAAAAUGGCUUGCAAAGAGACAACCGUUUCAUUACAACUAGCAGGACAACCGACAGAGUUGUGGCUGAUGUUGGAAAAGUUAGCGUCGUCAGUGAACCACGCAUGAGGGGGAGAAAAAGUUAUCCCCUGAAGCCAGUGCCUUCUAGCAUGGAAGAUGUCCAUAAUUCAGCUGGAACCAAAUAUUUUGUGGAUAGGAGUGGGAGGCAGAUACCAGUGAAAAUGGACUGGCAGUCAAGCUCGGAAGAAAUAAAUCUCAGGAAAUCUUCCUCAGUUCAACACCUCCCUGGAUCUUGUUCUUCCACCUUUAGCAGGUUGCAAGACUGUGCUACAUCUGCUCAGAUACGGAGCGCACAUGAGCUCCUAGCAAUAAGCACUCAGGAAAACACUUCCACACAGACCCAUGAAGGCUCUUUAACAAUCAGGAUCCCAUGCAAGACUAAUGCAGCACACUACCUAACUGCUUCUGAUGGUUGUGAGGGCUGGAUCAGAUCUGCAAGCUGUCACAAUCAGUCUCCUGAUCCUUAUCCUUUUGAACCUUCUGAAGUGAGUGAGAUGACCGUCCAACUUCAGGAAGACAACGAUGAUGCAACAUCGGUAGCUCCUAGCGAGUGCAACACGGAAGUCCUCCUUAAUAUAAACCCGAUAGUUGACGAUCCACAAACGUCUUCUCAUAACCACGGCAAAUGCAGGGUGCCUGAAGAUCUACCCCUGCACAACAAAUUCAGCAACUGGUCAGGCGUUCAUUUCCGCCCGCCCUCUCUUUUAAGCAGCGCUGCAGUUAGGACAGCCAGUGGAUCUCAGACACAGAAGAUGAAGAGGCUGUCUCAAGGUGAGCCGAUGGAGAACGACUCAGAGUUUAGGGCAUGUGAGGGAGAAAGGAUGAGGGAGAUCGAGAAACUGAGGAGGGAGCGUGCUGAGAUUAUGUCUGGAGUCCGUUUGGAGAUGAACCCUCAUCAGCUGACCGUGGAACUCACUGAGGCCAAGCUGAACUAUGGGCUAGGGGAGACGGACACCCUUCUCAAGCUGCAUUCGGGGACGGGGAAGGAGACAGAUGGAGUGACAAUUAAACAGCAGCUGUAUGACAGGCACAUGAAGAGCAUCGAGGGGCUGCGGCGGGAGAGGGAGGCGCGGCUGCAGAGCUGCAGGAGAGCGCGUAGUCUGAGCCCCAACAAACACCCAGUGCUGUGUGCAGGGACCCAGGGAGAACCUGCCUCGUGGGACCCAGACCUGCCCAGCAAGCGCAGGGAGUACCUGCAGCAGCUUCGCCAGGGCGUGGUGAAGAGCACCAGGGUUAAGGAGCCCAAGAAGUGGCUGGCGCAGACCCCCUCGGAGAUCGAGCUGCUGCUCCGCGACUAUGGGAGGGCGCGUGAGGAGGCGAGGACGGAGAUCGCGCGGGCCAGGGACCGGCUGAGGGAGAGGACGGAGCAGGAGAAGAGGCGGCUGCAGCAGCAGGCUCUCUCACAGCUCGUCAAGGAAGAGCUGAGGCUGAGGACUCGGGUCAGCACCAGCACCCUGUGCACCGACUCCUGCCUCAGCCUAUCUUCAGGGCCCAGCUCCGGGUACAACAGCAGCAACACCACUGCACCACCAGGGGGCAGCAAAGCCACUCUGCAGCUGGGUUCGGAGGUCACAGAGGAGUCCAGGGCUGGAGCAAGGGGCCGGCCUGCCCUGCAACGGCAGUGUCUGUCAGAACACGAUGUCUGUUCUGAAGCCUCUUCCAAUCACCAUGACGUUCCAGCUGGAAGCCAGCAACCUGCCCACAGCUCAGGCACGAGGGGGAAGGGCCCUUCCAUUAGCUCCGCCUCCUCCGCGUCAGCAUCCUAUCAAGAAAUAGCCGCUCACACAGUAGCCAGUGCUACAGCUGAGAUCCAGGCUGCCUCGGAAGGGGACCUGGGGAACCUGCUGAAGGGCAAGGCAGCAGCGAGCUGGAGGUACCAGAGCACAGAGAGAGGGGUGCUGGCGUAUUACAAGGAGUUCCCGAGCCCCACGAAGCAUGGCUUUCUGUGUGCCGGAGUGAUCGAGCAGCCCCUGCACAGCGUGUGGUGUCUGAUCAGAGACCACUCCAAGACACACCUCUACGACAGAGCCAUUAAAACAGCACGGGUAACCAGCGUGGAGAGCGGGGUUCAGCUGGUGUACCUGGUGAUGGACUCCUCGCUCUGCUGCCUUAAACAGCCUCGGGAUUUCUGCUGCAUCAGUGCAGAGUCCAAGCAGGAGGAGCAGUUUGUUCUGGCACUACGCUCCGUGUACGACGAGGCCCUGCCACGGCCGGGCAGAGAGCUGGUCCGAGGGGAGGUGCUGCCCAGUGCCUGGGUCCUGCAGCCGGACACUCGGCACAGGAAGGAGGUCACCAAGGUCGUCUACAUGACCCAGGUGGACCUGGGCACCCCUGCCCUGCCUCAGAGGCUGCUGGGGUUCGUAGCCAAGCGGCAGGCAAUGGUCAUCGCAAACCUGGCCAGCUUCUUUCCACUGUGAGAGGCACCAGCGCCUGGUCGUGACCCCCUGCAGCCGCCCAGAACCCACUGGCACUCGUCGCUGGAUUCCACCACCGGAGAAUCUCACACAACACAAGGGUAACCUGGAAUUGUGUGUCUACAGGAUGAUCAGUUGGCCACUUGGUGCUGCUGUGGAACAAACAUCCACAACAGAUCAAUGAAUCCUGGCAGUAAACGAUGGGCACAAAUAUUCUAGGAAGGGCUACCACCGUGGGACAAGGAGGUUACCUGCUUGCUUUGCCCACGAACAAGGCGUCUCCAAGAUUGGUGUAACGCAAACUGAGAGGACAGAGACUACCUUUGAUUAACUACUAUGUGCCAAAGAUUACAGGACAAAUCCAGUCUACUGGAAGUCUUUAUUUCAGGAUGCAUCGCCUUCAAGCAAUUCAGUGUUUUCAUUUUAUAACUUGAAACAUCUAAAGCUGGUACUGUAGUUUCCAGUCCAGUUUUCUGUACGGUCAGGGUUACCUGAUCACAUAGGACUUUGUUAAGGAAUCAGUCUUUGUUUUAUUGAAUUUAAAGCAUCAUCUAUUUCAAACAGUUGACCUGAGCAGCUUUUUAAACAAUUACGCUAAAAUUCAGUAACAGUUUGUUUUCUUAGUAGCUAACAAAAAGCGUAUGAACUCUUAUCAGAACUGAACUCUCAAUUACUUAACUAAACCCUUAAUUGAACAAAUAUUUUGCUUAAUUAGACCUUUUUACUUGUUUUCAGCUUUUAAAACAAUUGCAAGUUAGCUAUAACAUUUUAUAAGUAACUUGAACUCUGCAACUUUUUAGGAACUGAGAACAAUUAAAACGGUCUAAUUAAGCAAAUUAUUAGUUCAAUUCAGGGUUCAGUUCAGUAAUUGAGAGCUCGGUUGGAAUGAAAACCAGCAGACAUAAGGAGUCCCCAGGACCAGGGCUGGGAAGCCCUGCUGUAUCGGAUGCACUACUAGGAGGCAGAUUACACACUCAGUUGAGUGGUGGUGAGCUGUUUGACCACAAGGGGGAGCACAGCUGUACUGGGUGAGGUUUGUAUAUCAUCACCUCGUCUUUAAACUUUUAAAUCUAAAAUGGAGUGGACAAACGCUCUUUACACGGACCCUCACCAUGGUGUAUUCUCGUAUCACUCUACAGCACCUUCUGUUAUUUUACUGACAGCAUUACCAACAUAGCCUGCAAGACACAACCACUAUAUAUAAACUGGAUUUAUUCACUGUAAGCUUUGUUUAAAAAAAUGUAUUCUGUGUAAAAAUGUGAAAUGUAUUUGGAUGCCACCUCAGGGCGGGUGAGUGAAAGUGUUGACAAUCACAGCCUGAAGCUACACAGGAGGUACAGCUCCUGUCCUGCAAGGACUCCGACAUGAAAGAACAAUUGUUUGCAUGAUGUCAUUUCCGUGCAGCCGUGCAGUGGAUGCCUUGAAGUGCUUCACCUCGUUACGUCAGCAGUGUACGGCAAUGACAUCACAGCAAGAAUCCCUGGGAAACUGUUGCCCAGAUCAACCAAUCAAAACCACAGGUUCUUAUCCGCCACCCAGACCAACCAAUCAAUCAAAACCACAGGCUCUUAUCAGCCACCCUGAUCAACCAAUCAAAACAGGCUCUUUAUCAGCUACUUCCAAAUGGCCGUUACCCACAUCUCCUUUAUUUGGGAGAGAGGAGAGGAAAACGCAAGUCUGAAAAUAUUUUGAAUUUGGGUUUGAUGAGAUCCAAACAUCUCUUCAAGAAUUAAAUACAGAAAUAUUUCAUAAAAAAGAAAACAAAUUUAAUUUACAGCUGCAGAAAAGGCUGAAAAUCAGCCAAAAAUUCCUGGAACCAUUGACUAAGAAUUAUGAAAAGAACUACCCCACACCAUGCAAUUAAAAAGGCAGGUUUGUCUGAAAAUAGAAGAAUGUACAGAUUUUAUUUUUUUUAAGUAAGAGAAUUUUACAUGUUCAUAUAUAAUAUGCUUUUUAGUGGUAUUUAAAUUUUGAAGGUUUUUUUGUAUUCAUGUAUUGGUAACUUUUUUUUAUACAAGCACGUAAUAUUUUGAUUGUUGUUUUGUUUUUGCACUUAUUUAUACAUCUCUAUUUUCAAAUAUAUUUGCUUUAUUUAAGUACUGCUUGUUGGAUUUUUCGUUCUUACACAAUCUAUUUCACUGUUCAUUAUUAUUUCCAGGUGCUAUGACAGUAGGGUUGGAUGAUAAUGGCCUUUUCAAAUAUUCUACCUGCUAAAAAUGAUUACAGUCGGCACUGCCUAAUCGGGAUACUGAUAAUCAGGAUUGGUGCUUAAAUAGGAUACAACUACACAGAGCAUUGUGAGGGUCUGGAACCAACUCCCCAGUAGUGUUGUUGAAGCUGACAUCCUGGGAUCCUUCAAGAAGCUGAUAGAUGAGAUUCUAGGAUCAAUAAGCUACUAACAACCAAACGAGCAAGAUGGGCUGAAUGGCCUCCUCUCAUUUGUAAACUUUCUUAACUCUGGGAGACUGUUCUUCCCAGUGCUAUUUAUGUUGUUUAAUUGGGAUAAUGUAUUUUCAAAUGAUGACUGGAGAUUGUUUUUCAGAGCAAGACAGGUUUGCUUAGCGCAGUGCAGUGACUACGUGAUUACGCUGCGACUUGCAUAAACCAGGUUAAACUCUUUAGGGAGCCGAGUCUCCUGUGGUUUCUCAGGCUGCUGUUGCAAGGAAAGCUGGCAACAUCGCAGGUGCCUCGCCUUGUGAGAAGAUGUGAUAUCAUUAUUUUUCAUUUCAUGUAGAAAUAAAAAACAGCAAGUAAUCUUGUUUAGGAAUAAUAAAAAAAAAUAAGUAAUUGACUCGUAUUUUGAAUGAUGUAUUAACUUUAACCAUAAUGUGAUGUGAUUUGAUCCUUUAACUUUUCAUUAAGAAACAAAAAAAAGUGUGACUAAGGUCAUCUCAACUGCAUCUCGUUUAAUUGGAACAGCCCCUUAUUCUGGGAUAUUUUUCCUUCUCCCAAGGCGCCCCGAUAAAGCAGCACCGACUGUUUGACCUUUACGAUUACUUUAAAUCCUGUUGUAACUUAUGUUAUUCCUAGAGUACAUUGUUCUUAUGUUAUUCCUAGAGUACAUUGUUCUUAUGUUAUUCCUAGAGUACAUUGUUCUUUUUCUCUAA